This is a messenger RNA of Ylistrum balloti, 888 nucleotides long. RefSeq lists its product as uncharacterized. The transcript is spliced from 3 exons. Gene Ontology annotation, molecular function: carbonate dehydratase activity; zinc ion binding. The annotation marks the transcript as partial. Lineage: Eukaryota; Metazoa; Mollusca; Bivalvia; Pectinida; Pectinidae. The record is from RefSeq and is a predicted model, not a curated record.
AUUAGUGAGCGAGACAACCCAGCCCUCACACCAAUCAUUGAUGCCUUGGAUAUGAUCCAGGAUCCAGAUAUCAAUAUGGAGGUAGAGAUUCCAGCCACAAGAUUGCGUGAUUUCUUGCCAGAAGACACCAGUAAAUAUUAUCGUUACAAUGGGUCUCUGACCACACCGGGCUGCUUCGAAAGUGUCAUCUGGACAAUAUUUGAAGAUAAACAGACCAUUUCGUUUAAACAGCUCUCAAAGUUUAGAAAUUUGUUGGAAAAGAAACACAGGAAGCAUGGUGGUCAUUCUCGUAGAAGCCGAAGACAUAUGAAGCGAGGCUCAGCGGCAGCUCUUGAUGAGGCUGGAAUCAAAGGCAACAUUGCAGAGGAGCUGGAACUAGAGGCAGCACUGAAACGUGAAUUAGCAACUCACACUGAUGAACCACAUCACCAGGAUCCAGUUGGUCAUGCAAACAUUGGAGAAACACCAACCAAAUUUCAGUUAUAUGAUGAAGAAGUUCCUAAAGAGGCUCAGACUGAUACAGAGAUGAAACCAACUACUGAAGACCAUGAGGAUCAUGAUGAGGAAGCUACCCCCGCGCCAAAACCAAACCAUCAUCAUCAUCCAGACCAUCACCAUGGAAAUAGUGCUGGUACAGAGAUUGAGGUGGAAGAAGUAGAAAUGAUACAGGAAUACCUUGUAAACAACUUUAGGCCAGUUCAGCCCCUAAACGGUCGUAUUAUUCAACGCAGUUUUGAAUUUGAAGAUGUCAGAGUUCGCCAAAUUCAUGGAUCCACUCGAUCUCGAAAUUACAACAGUUAUGAAGUACACAAUGCUGGAAACCCAUUACACAUAUCACAUGUAGUCAUUCUUGUGUCAGCCAUAUUGUCCGUUAUCAUGUAUCUAUAA